Molecule: messenger RNA, 1407 nt
Organism: Penicillium argentinense
Lineage: Eukaryota; Fungi; Ascomycota; Eurotiomycetes; Eurotiales; Aspergillaceae
Product: PAN domain-containing protein
Exons: 2
Coding region: 1-1407 (468 amino acids)
Cellular component (GO): membrane
Molecular function (GO): glycosyltransferase activity
Source: RefSeq, a predicted model, not a curated record
AUGUUCAAUUCUCCUCGACGAUGGGUCCUCAUCGUCUCGCCGCUCCUUACCCUCGCCCUAGUCUUUUACCUGCUCAACCCUACCACACCUGCCGCCGUUGACAAUGCCGCAUACACCCACUCCGACGAAGGCCAGAUCGUUCUGGAGGGUCAUCAGAAACCCCCGUCUGGCGGCUCCGGUCCGAAACUGCCCAAGCCCAACAAAAAGCUGCAGGAGGAGGACAAAUGCGGACACAUCCGUCGGGACAUGGACGAUGUCUUUGUGGUCUUGAAGACAGGCGCCACGGAGGCCCAGCAAAAGGUGCCGACGCAGCUGCGGACGACGCUGCAGUGUGUUCCCAACUACGCGGUCUUCUCCGAUCUGGAAGAAACCAUCGCCGGCGUACAGACCUACGACGUGUUGAACAAUGUGACCGAAGAGACCAUGAUGAACGAGCCCGAGUUUGCAAUCUACCACCGUCUGCAACAGGUCGGCCGUGAAGGCCUGACCGACGAAGAAUGGGGCGACCACGAGAACGGUCCGUUCGGCAAAACCAAUAACCCCGGCUGGAAGCUCGACAAGUGGAAGUUCCUGCCCAUGAUUGACGGGGCGCUGGAGGCCAUGCCCGACGCCAAGUGGUACGUCUUUGUCGAAGCGGAUACCUACGUCGUCUGGCCGAAUUUGAUUAAUUGGCUCGCGCACCUCGAUCACACUCGCAGCUACUACAUCGGUAGUCCGAUGCAGAUUGGCGAUAUCCUAUUUGCGUAUGGUGGAUCGGGUGUGAUUCUGUCUGCGCAGGCCAUGAAACGUCUGCAGGGCUACCGCCGCGAACACCAAGCCGAGCUGGAGAAGAUGACAGCCGAAGAAUGGGCGGGUGACUGCGUGCUCGCCCGCGCGCUGGACAACAUCCGCAUCCCACUGACCUGGGCCUGGCCGAUGAUGCUGACGACUCGCCCGUGGGAAAUUGAUCAUUUCUCUGAAGGAUACGGUCGUCAACCAUGGUGCUACCCGGCCGUCUCCUACCACCGCAUGAGCCCGCGCGAUAUCGAGGAGAUGUGGCAAUUCGACCGGGACUGGUUCCGAAGUGGAAAAAACGCCCUCCUUCUCCACGCUGACGUCUACCGCGAAUUCAUCUACGACGGCGACCUCACCGGCCGCGAAGACUGGGACAACAUGUCUUCCAUGGACAUUAUCUUCGACGAACCCACCAUUCCGUCACUGGAUAGCUGUGCCGACGCCUGCACGCAGAACCCCGAGUGUCUCCAGUACACGUGGCAUGAGCGCGAGGGCAAUUGCAAGCAUGCCUCAACGACGUUUCACGGUUUGGCGAGCAAUGGCACGUAUUCGGGGUGGAUAAAACCGCGGGUGCAGAAGUUGUUGAGGAACUUUCAGUCUUCUUGUCCUCAGGUUGAGUAUAUUUUUGAUUAA